GGAGUAUGAGGCCUUGUGAAUUAUUCUAGUUGCACUGUAUCUCUUUCCAGGAACUAGCCUGUACUUGGCGCCUGUGCUUGGCACUGCAGUCUCUCUUGCUCUGACCACACCUUUCUCCCAGUAGUCAGGAUCCUUCUGGUCCCUUGGCUGAAGUCUUUGUUCUGCAACAUCUGAUGUGUUUGUGCCUCACCCUUGCCCUGCCUUUUCAGGCUGUGCACGAAACCAUCCUAAAUAACAAAUUCCUCAUUGUGCGGACCAAGGAGCUGAUGUGGAGAAGGGAAGAUAGCCAGCGAUUUUACCAGGAGCACUCAGGGCGAUUUUUCUAUCAGAGGCUGGUGGAGUUCAUGGCCAGUGGCCCAAUGCGGGCUUAUAUCCUAGCCCAUGAAGAUGCUGUUGCACGCUGGAGGUCUCUCAUGGGACCCACCAAAGUGUACCGAGCCCGAAACACAGCUCCAGACUCCAUCCGAGGAGCCUAUGGCCUCACUGACACGAGGAACACCACACAUGGCUCAGACUCGGUGGCAUCGGCCCGUAGAGAAAUUGCCACCUUCUUCCCAGAGUUCAGCGAGAGUCUCUGGUACCAGCAGGAUGAACCACAUCUGCGCUGCGGCCUGGCACACUACGAUGCAGGGGAGCGUGUUCACAGCCUACCCAAGGCUGGCAGGACAGAGUCAUCCUAGAGCAGUGGGGGAAACUUACCAUUGACUAACCCCCUUGGAGAUGGGGAGGGGGCAUUGCCUUUCAUGCAGAAAGUGCUGCUAGCAGCACCAGCUGGACUAUCCCUGUAACAAGGACAGGGAGCUAUGUAAUGUCUGUUACAGUGGGCGAAUACCAGAUGCAAUACACAUUACACCACGCUCUGGGGGAGUGUCUCACUUACCUCUGGCUGCACGUGUAGCACCUAGAUAGCAUGGAUGCUACAGACAAACCUCAGAUACCAGCUGGAAUCCAUUGAACUCCAGCAUGGCAGAGGAACCCCAGCCUGCAAUUCACCAGCACUGUGUGCGCUCACAUAUAAGCUGGGUGCAGUGGGCUACCCCCACAGGGCACAGUGCUGUGUGCAGGGGUGAGAGCACAGGUGUCAGUGAUGAGGAUGAGUGUGGAAUAUCUCUGUGAAGCGCAAAGCCAAUCCCACUGCCUUGCCCACAUGCAGUGUGGAUGUUCAUUACCAGCGACAAUCUUCCUUGCUUAUCUUGUGCUUUUGUCUGUAAAGCAUUUCUCCAACACAGCCAUGGUGUGCUGCAGUAAUAAAGCUUUCUUUGCUGCAGGCAUAUUCAUUGACAGAGCUUGCUGAGGACAGAGUGGAUCAGCUGGCAUGGCCGAGCCACAUCUCAGAGAUACCUCUGUGUUACGUGGGAGACACAACUUCACCUCUAGGGUGCUGGUUUCAGCCUAAGCCCAGGGUGGUGGGAUGCAACGAAUCAGGGUAAGAGCCUGUGGUUGAGCUCACUGACCUUCGAGCACCCCCUAGCAUCAGUGGCACUAUCUUUAGCUUCAGCAGUUCUUACUGCCCACCUGCCUAUGGCUCUGCUCUUAUGUGUCUCAACCCUCCACCCAAGUCACCUAAGGUCAGACCCCUUCUGGGGUAUCAUGAACAAGUCCAAACAAAAUUGAAUAGUUCUUCUGCCCUCUUGGGCUACUGAAAUCAUCUCUUCUCUACUUAAAGACCCUAUCUGGGGGCUUCCCUUGCAGGAGCCUAUGCUUCCCCUGUAGCCCACUACCCCCAUUCUCUGUCUGUGUACCCUAACCCGCCGCUUCUCUCAGAAAGACCUGUCUCCUCUGCUCUUUCUCCCUCAAUUGAGCUCCCUCAGUCUACUUUAUUAUGGCUUAACUCUGCACCCUGUGACCAGGAGCCAGUUAGCUAUCCACCUCCCUGGGUGUAAAGCAUGACAAAUUGGGUACAUUCACUAGCCUUGCAUAUGAUGGGGAUGAAGCCCCAUCACAGAGCCUUUAUCCUCUAGUGGAUGCUGGCUCCAAUCCAGCCCCAUGUCAGGGGACUGGUGGGAAUGGAAAACUUACCUUACAAGAAGAGACUCGAGGAUCUUGGCUUGUUUAGCCUGACCAGACAAAGGCUGAGGGGAGAUAUGAGUGCUCUCUGGAAAUACAUCAGAGGGAUAAAUAUCAGGGAGGGAGAGGAGUUAUUUAAGUUAAGCGCCAAUGUGGAUCCAAGAACAAAUGGCUGUAAACUGGCCAUCAACAAGUUUAGGCUUGAAGUUAGGUGAAGGUUUCUAACCAUCAGAGGAAUGACGUUCUGGAAC
This is a messenger RNA of Chelonoidis abingdonii (Abingdon island giant tortoise), 2258 nucleotides long. RefSeq names its product NME/NM23 nucleoside diphosphate kinase 6 (gene NME6). Gene Ontology annotation, cellular component: mitochondrion. NCBI's taxonomy places the organism in Eukaryota, Metazoa, Chordata, Testudines, Testudinidae. Gene Ontology annotation, biological process: CTP biosynthetic process; negative regulation of mitotic nuclear division; UTP biosynthetic process. The record is from RefSeq and is a predicted model, not a curated record. Gene Ontology annotation, molecular function: nucleoside diphosphate kinase activity.